This is a messenger RNA of Didymella exigua CBS 183.55, 1137 nucleotides long. RefSeq lists its product as uncharacterized. Lineage: Eukaryota; Fungi; Ascomycota; Dothideomycetes; Pleosporales; Didymellaceae. The record is from RefSeq and is a predicted model, not a curated record. The transcript has a single exon. The coding region runs from base 1 to 1137 and encodes 378 amino acids.
AUGCCCCGCUCGGACAGAUACCUGCCACCUGAACAGUCGGCAUACCACACAACAUCGAGCCGGUUGGGUGUAGGAUCGACUAUGUUUAGUCUGCCUCAAACACCGUUCUUAGUCCCAACCAUAUCUACGACACCAGACGUCAACAAGUCGUUGCCACCACCUCCACCCGACACAGAGAGGACGACCCGGAAACAAGCUACCGUGAGAUCUUUUCUACGAGGUCGAUCUUCAAACAACCAUCUCGAUCUAUCGCACCUACAGCCGGACUCACACCUACAUCCUCAGCGCCACUUGUCUGCAGGAGCCCAUUUGAACGUGAAUGUACACAGCUAUUGCCAACAGCAGUAUUCUCGCAGCAUGCCAAAUUCGCCGUACGGGCAGAGUCACGAUGCUGCGCCUUUUCAUCCACCACCUCUUGCUCGUGUACAGUCAGCAAGCCCGGCUUUCCAAGAUGACACCCGGUAUCAACCUUACUCUACCACGCAUGGAUGUUCAUCGCAAGUAAGCGCGAUUGAAGAGUCUUUUGAAUUUUCAUCGACACCUGCUCGAACAUGUCCCGAUACGAUGGUGAUUAGUCGUACCGCGCUUGGUGGAGGGUCUAGCAGGCCAAGACCACAUACAUGGCUUUCUCCGACAGAACCGUUCGCCGACCCUUCACAAUUCCACCUUUUCGUGGAAGCAACGACUGGUCUUCCAGAAGGUUCAGAUCCCUGGUCCCCGAAUGGACCAGACCGACUACAAAGCUCACUGUUCGCGCGAAGAUCUAGCAGAGGCUCUAUCCCAAUUCCACCACAGUACGUACCGGCGCCUAUACCUGAUCGAACACAUCAAACAGCAAGCUGGCAGAGCUUCGAACCACCCCUCACACCCUCACGAUCGGUAUCUGCGCCUGUGUCGAGUGUACUUCCUCCAGACGCAUUCUCACCAUAUAACACCGAUCUUCCGUCGCACAUGAAUGCUAUAAAUGCCGAAUUAGAAAUGUUGGGUCUCGACCGUGACCAUUCACAAGACGAUGACGAACUCCCAGACUACGCACAAAGUCAAGCCGAGAUGAACUCUAAGAAGCGUGCAGAAGCAGCAGCAAGAGCAAGAGACCUGGAGGCCAGAUGGCGUGGUGCUAGAGGCAGAGGUAAUUGA